CCUCCUCGGCGGGCACACGCACACCACCACACCGGCCCGUGUCCGUACGUACACAGGCACUCUCAGUUCACUACACAACCUCCUCUACUGCACUCACGCGCAGUAAAAAAAGAUAACGCGAUCUAUCGAUCUUUUUCCAAAUCCAAAAAACAACGUCGCCAGAUAGCCUUCAUGAAUAUAGUUGGGUACAACUGACGUCUAACAUCGAACGCGUCGCUACACCACAGACAUUUAUUCCGAUCACAAUAUUUAUGACAUCGUAAUUAAUUAAACAUGUCGUUUUAAUUAUGUAAAUACAAAUGGGUGAUAAUCAAUUUAAAUUAUGUGUUUUGAUCUCGUUCGCUUAAUUUAAUGUAAACAGAUAUUUAUCAUUAUUCGUGGCGUUUUACGGUGUUAACGCUUAAAUGAUAUAAAGCUCGGCGCGAUGUUUUUUGUUGAAGCUAGCUGAUACUAGUGUGGCGGUAACAUGUUCGAACUGACUCGACAGUGAUAUAAACUUUGAGUUCGCGAUUGUUUAUGGAAGCGUACUGAACCGAAUCUCAUACCAUUAUGGAACGUCACCAAAAUGGUAUGGAUGUGUGGGUAGUUGACGAGCCGAAUGUCGCAGCGUCGGAGUUUGCUUUAGGGCAAGGGCGCGUCAACCAGUUGGGCGGAUUGUUCAUCAAUGGUCGUCCGCUGCCGAACCACAUCCGCCUAAAGAUCGUGGAGAUGGCGGCGGCGGGAGUGCGGCCCUGCGUCAUCUCGCGCCAGCUCCGCGUCUCGCACGGCUGCGUCUCCAAGAUACUCAACAGAUACCAGACGGGUUCUAUUAGACCAGGCGUGAUUGGAGGUUCGAAGCCAAGGGUUGCCACACCAGAAGUUGAAGCCAGAAUCGAAGAGCUCAAGAGACAGAACCCUGGCAUCUUCUCCUGGGAGAUACGGGAAAAACUCAUCAAGGAGGGCGUGUCCGACCCACCCAGCAUCUCAUCCAUAUCUCGACUGCUGCGCGGCGGAGCGCGCGAUCCAGAUGGAAAGAAGGAUUACAGCAUCGAUGGAAUUCUUGGAGGGCGAGGUUCAGAUUCGUCAGACAUAGACUCGGAGCCAGGGUUGACACUCAAGAGGAAACAGCGACGAUCUCGUACCACAUUCACUGGAGAACAGCUGGAUGCAUUGGAGAGGGCUUUCCAUCGGACCCAGUACCCUGAUGUUUACACUCGUGAGGAGUUAGCUCUGCAGACUGGACUCACUGAAGCUAGGAUACAAGUCUGGUUCUCCAACCGCCGUGCGCGUCUAAGAAAACAUACUGGAUCCAAUCCAAGUCCUGGCAUUGGUGGCUACUCUUCCAUUCCAAUGCCUCAGAUACCAUGCCCCUAUCCCGCUGGAGAAAUACCUUCUCUAUCUCAACACCAUCCCCAACACCCUGAUGCCUGGCAUCACCAAAAAUAUGCCAACUAUAACCAACUAAUGGCUCAGUCCCAACAUUUGAACCAAGCCUUCCAAAACGCAGCGUUUCCUAGCACUUCGGGAUCCACUUUUAGCCACUUAGUGCCCAGUGCCAAUGGCCCACCCCAUAGCCAAUUAUUGGAAAGUGGCAUUCCAAGAAAUGAUUACGCUAGAUAUCCUAGUAGCGAAAUAUAUAACAAACCAAUUAAUUAUUUACCAAAAGAGGCUGAAGUUGACGAUAAAGUAAACAGUGAAGAAGUUAUUGAGCCAAGAGAAGAGACUUUUGAUAAACCGACUGGUGAUGAGUAUAGCAAAGCGUUACCAAAUAAUGACUAUCCUAAAGUUCCUGCUGAUUAUUCCAAACUUUCUGCGGAUCCAUCUGUAGCUUCUAAUUGGAGUCCGUCACACAAUUCACUGAAUAUGAGCCUGGCCGGUCUGUCAAGUGAAUAUAAGUACAUGAAUGAUCCUUACUCGUUCCCUAACGUAUCAGAUCCCCUGUCCCAGCACAACUAUCCAAAUCCACCGAACACUGCUAACAAGUACUGGAUUUGACAUAAUCACUAGGAAUUUUAUUUAGUAAAUAUUGUAUUAACUUUAUUUAAUAUAUUUAUAUUACAUUUUAGUUUAAUAAUUAUUUUAAUAAGGAACGUUUGUGAGAAAUUACCUCUAUUUUGCAUUCCAUUUAAUGAUAUACCUAUUAUAAAACCAAACAUUUGUAAAUUGUUACUAAGAGAGUCAUUAGAUAAUAAAGGGUUAAUUAUUAUUA
Spodoptera frugiperda (fall armyworm) is the source of this 2188-nucleotide messenger RNA. RefSeq names its product protein gooseberry-neuro (gene gsb-n). Gene Ontology annotation, biological process: anatomical structure development; regulation of transcription by RNA polymerase II. The record is from RefSeq and is a predicted model, not a curated record. Gene Ontology annotation, molecular function: DNA-binding transcription factor activity, RNA polymerase II-specific; RNA polymerase II cis-regulatory region sequence-specific DNA binding. Bases 550 to 1974 code for a protein of 474 amino acids. Lineage: Eukaryota; Metazoa; Arthropoda; Insecta; Lepidoptera; Noctuidae. The transcript has 7 exons.